GGUUUUUUGUUUUUUCUUCUGUUGAGUUUUCAUUCUUCUAAUAUUCAUUCUUCUAUCUUUCUUUUUCUUCUUCUUCACCCUUCUUAUUAUUCCUUUCCCUCAUUCUUAGAGGGAAGGAAAAUACAAAAGAAGAGCAAUAUUAUUUUUCAAUAAUCCUUUUUGUUUUCCCCUUUUUGGGUGAAACAAAAAAAAAAAAAAGAACCAUGGAUUCAUCGUUGGUUUCUAACAACGAUGUUGCUUCUGGGUUUGUUAAAGAGUCAAUGGUUGACCCUUUUCUGGUUGAGGCUCUUCAGAAUCCUCGCCAUCGUUUAACGAUUCUGAGGAUGGAGCUAGAUAUCCAGAAAUUUAUGAACAAUGCUGAUCAGCAGCAUUUUGAGUUUCAACAUUUCCCUUCUUCUUAUCUCCGACUGGCUGCACAUCGUGUUGCUCAACACUAUGGUAUGCAAACAAUGGUUCAAGAUAUUGGCUUAGAUGGACAGAGUAAAAUUCUGGUCAGAAAGUUACCCGAAAGCAAGUAUCCCGUGGUUCGCUUAUCUGAAAUACCUGCUAAACAGUUGGACAAUGAGAAAUCCGAGCUGAAAAAAAUUGUCAUUCAAUCUAGGCCUCAUAAAACUAGUUUGAAUGGAGCCAAUGAUUCCACAAAAAAAGGAAACCCUCUGAGAAGUGUGGAAGAGAGGAAGGAGGAGUAUGAUCGGGCAAGAGCACGUAUCUUUAAUGGCUCUACAAGCUUUGAUUCAGUUGAUACCUCAUCCAUGGUCCCGACAGAUGGGAAGAAUUCUUUUAUGAGCAAGGAUGAGAGUGAAAUUAGCAAAAUCCCCAUGGCUGAUUCAGAAAGAUUUUUUAGUGUCAGGGAUAAUAGUUAUCCUCGAGUUGCCAUUAUCAGAGAUAGGGAAAAGGAUCGAAGCGAUCCAGAUUAUGAUCGUAGCUAUGGAAGGUAUGCUAGGAGUUUAUCAGCCUCUGCUGUUAACCUGGUGCCUUUUAAUUUGCCAAAAGCUCAACCUUCAUUUGCUCCGUAUGAAACUACUUUUAAUCAGUUGGGUCAGAUGCCACAAGCUCAAGCUUCACUUGGAUAUGGACCUCCUUCAACCCCGAUGAUGAGUCCUUUUUGUACCCCAGGAUUGAAUCCGGCAUCUGGGGAUGGUGCUUACCUACAAUGGCCAAGUCCUACAAUGAUGUAUGCUCAUUCAUAUGACCAAUUUAGACAUGCUGUUUACCAGUCUCCAUUUGGUCAACCAUUGAGCUUUGACUAUUCACAGAACUAUUAGAUGAUAUUAGGGAGGAAGGUUUGGACUUGGAUGCAGAAGUUAUGUUGUUAGCCUUUUAGGGAAAUCUCAUAUUAGAUUCAUUUUUCAGUACUCCUCUAUAGACUUUUGUUUCUGUUAUUGUAGUAUGUAUGUCUUUGGUUUUCAGUUUUGAUGGUUACAGUAUAUGGUUCAGUACUUCUUAUGUGACAGCUUAUAAAAUAGUUAACUCUAGUGGAUUAUGCAUUUGUUAUAAUAUAUAUGAUGAUAAUUUUUCUA
Medicago truncatula (barrel medic) is the source of this 1520-nucleotide messenger RNA. RefSeq lists its product as uncharacterized. The record is from RefSeq and is a predicted model, not a curated record. Bases 204 to 1265 code for a protein of 353 amino acids. NCBI's taxonomy places the organism in Eukaryota, Viridiplantae, Streptophyta, Magnoliopsida, Fabales, Fabaceae. The transcript is spliced from 4 exons. Gene Ontology annotation, molecular function: nucleic acid binding.